Molecule: messenger RNA, 1569 nt
Organism: Sclerotinia sclerotiorum 1980 UF-70
Lineage: Eukaryota; Fungi; Ascomycota; Leotiomycetes; Helotiales; Sclerotiniaceae
Exons: 10
Coding region: 1-1569 (522 amino acids)
Source: RefSeq, a predicted model, not a curated record
AUGUUAACUGUUCAUAGACUUAGGGCCAUACCAAUGACGACCUGGACCAAAGUACGGAAAGCACAAGAACAUAUCGAUCUUCGUCUUGACCAUGUUGUGGAUGAUUUGAGACGAAAGGUUUUGCGACAACGAAAGUACAUAUCAUAUCUACACAGCUCGAACAUCAGGAUAAUGGACGUGCACCGUAUUGGCUUUACUCAGCUAUCGGACAACAACAAUGCUAAGAUCAAUAUCAUUUUCAUACAUGGUUUAAGGGGACAUCCAAGGUAUACAUGGGAGUCCGGCCGAAAAGUGUCUAAUACAGAUAUAAACUCGGCUUCUGCAGCGUCGAACAAAUCAAAAUCUCGCAAAUCUCUCAAAUCUUUCGAUUCUUUCAAAUCUCUCUUCAGGUCUAAGUCUUAUAAGCCUUCCGGGUCAUCUACUACCAGCCAAAGUUUAUCUGAUAUACGCAAAGUAUUCUGGCUUCAAGAUUAUCUUGUUGAGGAUAUACAUGAAGCUAGAGUAUGGACAUAUGGAUACAAUGCAGAUAUGAUUGAUGGCUUGUUCCAGGCCAACAAUCAGAAUAGCGUGUUACAACAUAGCAGAGAUCUUGUAGAGAAGAUUAAGGGAGAGAUCGAAAAUGAGGAUUCCUUUGUGUUUGUAGCACAUAGUUUAGGUGGUAUUAUCGUAAAGGAUGCGAUACACAGCUCUCAACCAGUUCACAGGCGUACCAAAUCAGUCAUCUUUCUUGGGACACCACAUCGAGGGAGCACAUAUGCUGGAUGGGGCGAAAUCGCAUCAAACCUUGCUCGACUAGCCCUACGAGACUCGGAUAGGGAGAUUCUGGAACCAUUAGAGGUGAAUAGCGAGCUCCUCGAUAAUAUUCAUAAAGGGUUUAAAACGAUUGUAUGCGAGUAUGGGAUCAAGAUUCAUUCAUUUCAAGAAGCACAGGCAACAUCGGUUAACGAUUUCUCUUCAAAACUCGAUUUACCACAAACCCUUGAAACGGUUGAGAGUAUCGAUGCAAACCACAUGGAAAUGGCAAGAUGUAGUAAUAGAGCAGAGUCACAAUAUCGUGCUAUUCUGGGCGUCCUCCGACAAAAUAUAUCCCUCCGUGAUGAACAUUCCAUCGAGAAUACCACCACAUUCAAUUCACAACUCCGCGAACACGAAAUUCGAGAUCUACCCGGUAUACAGAAUGACCUGCAAGGCAAUUUUACAAAUGCGGGCGGGUUACAAUUCAAUGCACCAAACUUUAAUACUAAAGGAGGGUCUAUUAAUAUCAAUACUCACACCUUGCAAAACCGCUGCCUAAUUGACCUACGAACCACCGAUCCACAAUUAGACAAGAGACGUAUCGAGGAGACUAAAGGAGGACUACUCGAUAAUGUAUAUAAUUGGAUUUUGGAGAAUAGUGAUUUUCAACAAUGGCGCUGCAACCAAGAUAAUCGCCUACUUUGGAUCAAAGGAGAUCCUGGCAAGGGCAAGACCAUGUUGCUCUGUGGUAUAAUAAAUGAGCUGCAGAGAUCGGAUGAGACUGCCUUAGCCUAUUUCUUUUGUCAAGGCACUGACCACUCUCUGAGAUUUUGA